This is a messenger RNA of Rotaria sp. Silwood2, 1980 nucleotides long. The record is from the annotation of a GenBank genome assembly. NCBI's taxonomy places the organism in Eukaryota, Metazoa, Rotifera, Eurotatoria, Philodinida, Philodinidae.
AUGGCUCAUGAUAAAAAAUUAUUUGAACGAAAGGAAGUUUUUAUUAGAGAUCGAUUAUCACAAGCGGAAAAACAAGCAGCACCACUUGAUGAAAUAAAAGGAACAAUAACUAUUUUUGAAAAUGAACGUGGGAAAUUCUUUGGUUUUAAACCAUUUGGUCUUGAAGAUAGUAUGACAGAUGAUUGGGCAUUAGUUAAUGGUAGUCAAUCAAUAAUUUCUUUUAAAAAUCGAGGAAAUGAUAAAGAUUCUGUAGCAGUUUCACCGAAUCCAUUAUUAAAAUUUCGUUUUUGUUUUAAUAUAAAUAAUUUACGAAGUAUUCGUCGAUGUCGUAUAUUAUCUGAUAUUCGGUCUUUAAGAUUGGAACUUAAAGAUGGUACAACUUUACCAACAUUUCAUUUUAAUCUUGGUGGAAGUCGAGAACUUUUACAAUUACUUAAUAAAUAUCUAAAACUUGAAAAGUCAACACAAGAUAAUCAACUUUACAUUGUUAAAGAUGAUCUUCCACAAGCGAAUAUAAUCGAACCAAUAAGUGCUUUUGAUCAAUUAAAUUUAUUUGAUGAUUCAAGUAGUAUGAUGAAACGAAUAAGAGGACCGGAUCCACGUCGUAAAGCUAUUGAACGAUUUUCUAAAGUAACAAAUUUUCUUAAAGAUGCUUUUCUUGGUCAAAAUGAAUUUAUAUCAAUGAGUGAUAAUCCAGAUGGUACAAUGGGUGCUGAUGUAACUGCUCUUAUGGAAUCAUUUAGUAGAGAUUUAAGAGAAUCAAAUAAUGAUGGUUUUGAAGUUAUUUAUAAGGUUGAUUUUAAAAAUUUACCUGAAGUUAACCGUAGUCAACCAUUGACCAGCAAAGAAUGGCAAAUGUUCUUUGAUAAAAAUGGACGUAUUAUAGAUGUUAAAAAAGUAAAAGAACGAAUUUUUCGUGGUGGAUUAGAAUCAAAUAUAUUGAGACGUGAUAUAUGGAAAUUUUUAUUAAAUUAUUAUCCAUGGUCAUCAACUCGUGAUGAACGAGUUGAAUUAGUUAAACAAAAAGAAUCUGAAUAUUUUGCAAUGAAAUUGCAAUGGAAAACAAUGAAUGAACAACAAAAACAAAGAAAUAGUUUAUUUCGCGAGCGAGAAUCAUUAAUUGAAAAAGAUGUAAUACGUACGGAUCGAGUACAUGAAUAUUUUCAAGGUGAUAAAAAUGUUCAUCUUGAAGUUUUACAUGAUGUAUUAAUGACCUAUAAUAUGUUUAAUUUUGAUUUGGGUUAUGUCCAAGGUAUGAAUGAUUUAUUAAGUCCUAUAUUGAUCGUUAUGGACGAUGAAGUUGAUGCAUUUUGGUGUUUUGUUGGACUUAUGGAACGUAUGGAACAAAAUUUUCAUAUGGACCAAUCACAUAUAAAACGUCAACUUAGUAAUCUUCAUACACUUCUUCAAUUUGUUGAUGCUGAACUUGCGAAUUAUUUAGCUGAAAAUAAUUCAAGCAAUAUGUAUUUUUUCUUCCGGUGGAUGUUAAUUUGUUUUAAACGUGAAUUUUCAUUUGAUGAUGUUAUGUAUUUAUGGGAGGUCUUAUGGACAGAUAAUUUAUCUCAAAGUUUUGAAUUACUUGUUUGUUUAGCUAUUUUGAUUUCACAAAAAAAAGUUAUUAUGGAAUCAAAAUUUGGUUGUAAUGAAAUUCUUAAACAUAUCAAUGAUCUUUCACUUAAAGUUCCAUUGGAACCAUUAUUAAAACAUGCAGAAGGUCUUUAUAUGCUAUUAAAACAACAUGAUCAAUCAACACCUGGUCUUCCAUCAUCUAUAUCAGCAAUAAUGUUUCCAAAUAAACAUAAAAAUAAUGGUCACGAUUCCGAUUCGGAUGUAACAUCAACAGUAUCAUCAAUAAAAUCUUCACGUGAAUCAUCACCAAAUUCAAAUAUUGAACGUAAACCUCGUACAAGACAUUUAACUGAAUCACAUUCAAUUGAUGAAAAUGAUAGUGCAGUUGUUAGUCAUACCAAAAACAAUUAA